GAGGUGUUGGAGCUCGGAAACUGGGGUGGGCCUUGCUCCUGGCCGGGCUGCUUCGUUCCCUGCGUGGGGAACGCUAUCUUGAGCCGGACCCGGGGGUGACGCGUGGAGCGGCUGGUCCAGUCAUGGCAGACUACUGGAAGUCACAACCAAAGAAAUUCUGUGAUUACUGCAAGUGCUGGAUAGCGGACAAUAGGCCUAGUGUUGAAUUUCAUGAAAGGGGAAAGAAUCAUAAGGAAAAUGUGGCAAAGAGGAUCAGUGAGAUUAAACAGAAAAGCCUGGAUAAGGCAAAGGAAGAAGAAAAGGCAUCAAAGGAGUUUGCUGCAAUGGAGGCAGCUGCCCUGAAAGCAUACCAAGAGGAUUUGAAAAGGCUUGGCUUAGAGUCAGAAAUAUCAGAGCCAAGCAUAUCACCAGAAACCAGCACUGUCCCACCCACCUCUGCAUCAAAUCAGCAGAAAGAAAAGAAGAAAAGGAAAAAAGAGUCUUCAAAGGGCAGAUGGGUAGAAGGCAUAACCUCUGAGGGUUACCAUUACUAUUAUGAUCUUAUCACAGGAGCUUCUCAAUGGGAGAAACCCGAAGGAUUUCAAGGAAACUUAAAAAAGACAUCAGUGAAGGCUGUUUGGGUAGAAGGUUUAAGUGAAGAUGGUUUUACCUAUUAUUAUAAUACAGAAACAGGAGAAUCCAGAUGGGAAAAACCUGAUGAUUUCAUUCCACACUCUGGCGAUCUGCUUUCAAGUAAAGUCAAUGAAACGUCACUUGACACCCUAGAAGAAUCCAAAUCAUCAGAUUCACAUAUAGAUUCUGAUGUGGAACAGGAAACAGAAAAGAUAGAGGUCCCUACAGAAACACCAAAGCUAAAAAUAAAGUUUAAGGAAAAAAAUAAAAAUAGUGGUGAAGGAACUGAACCAGAAAAACAGAAAGAAAAAAUCCAAGAGCAGAAGUCAUCAGGAUCAAAUGAAGAAAAAUCCAAAGCACAUAAAAAACCAAACCCAUAUGGAGAAUGGCAAGAAAUUAAACAAGAAGUUGAGUCUCACGAGGAGGUAGAUUUGGAACUUCCAAGCACCGAAAAUGAUUAUGUAUCAACUUUAGAAGCUGAUAAUGGUGGGGAACCCAAAGUGGUUUUUAAAGAAAAAACAGUCACAUCUCUUGGAGUCAUGGCAGAUGGAGUGGCCCCAGUCUUCAAAAAGAGAAGAAUUGAAAAUGGAAAGUCUAGAAAUUUAAGACAACGAGGUGAUGAUCAAUAAUUGGAAAGAGGUUUUUGAACAUUAUUUUUGGACAGAAUGAAGACUACACAUCUUAAAAGCUUCUCUGUGUUAUUUCUAAAUACUUU
This is a messenger RNA of Pteronotus mesoamericanus, 1327 nucleotides long. It is a transcript of the gene WBP4, whose product is annotated as WW domain binding protein 4. The record is from RefSeq and is a predicted model, not a curated record. Gene Ontology annotation, cellular component: precatalytic spliceosome; nucleus. The coding region runs from base 123 to 1241 and encodes 372 amino acids. Gene Ontology annotation, biological process: mRNA splicing, via spliceosome. The transcript has 10 exons. NCBI's taxonomy places the organism in Eukaryota, Metazoa, Chordata, Mammalia, Chiroptera, Mormoopidae. Gene Ontology annotation, molecular function: protein binding; RNA binding; zinc ion binding.